Messenger RNA from Manis pentadactyla (Chinese pangolin), 2564 nucleotides. RefSeq names its product MAS1 proto-oncogene, G protein-coupled receptor (gene MAS1). Bases 200 to 1174 code for a protein of 324 amino acids. Gene Ontology annotation, biological process: G protein-coupled receptor signaling pathway. Gene Ontology annotation, cellular component: membrane. Lineage: Eukaryota; Metazoa; Chordata; Mammalia; Pholidota; Manidae. The record is from RefSeq and is a predicted model, not a curated record. The transcript has 2 exons. Gene Ontology annotation, molecular function: angiotensin receptor activity.
AGCAGCUCUGCUUUCUUCAAGGAAGGGAGGCUGCAGGCAUCCGUGGAGGGGAUGUCGGGACUGGAGACCCUGCAGGGCGGCGGGGCAGCGGUGCCCCAGGACGUGAAGGGGAAGCUUCCUUGCUACCGCCUCUGACCUCCCUGAGCAAAUGGAGCUAUUACAGAAAAUUACGUGAAGAGCCCCAGCCUGAGGCUUCCUCAUGGAUGAGCUGAACGUGACGACUUUGGUCCUUGAGCCCACGAACACCUCGGCUGUCCGGAACCCGUCCGCUGGGGGCACACGCCAGGGAAUCCCAGCUGUGCACUGGGCCAUCCUGAGCAUUUCUCCCCUGGGCUUUGCUGAGAAUGGAGUCCUCCUCUGGUUCCUCUGCUUCCGGAUGAGAAGGAAUCCCUUCACAGUGUAUAUCACGCACCUGUCCAUCGCGGACAUCUCGUUACUUCUUUGUAUUUUUAUUCUGUCUGUUGACUACGCUUUAGAUCAUGAGCUCUCUUCUAGCUAUUAUUACACAAUUGUCACAUUAUCAGUGACAUUUCUGUUUGGCUACAACACAGGCCUCUACCUGCUGACAGCCAUUAGUGUGGAAAGGUGCCUGUCGGUCCUGUACCCCAUCUGGUAUCGAUGUCGUCGCCCCAAGCAUCAGUCAGCAUCAGUCUGCGCGCUCCUGUGGGCACUUUCUUGCAUGGUGACCACCAUGGAGUAUGUCAUGUGUAUUGACACUGAAGGGCGGGGUCCCUCUCGAAGUGACUGCAGGGCAGUGAUCAUCUUUAUAGCCAUUCUGAGCUUCCUGGUCUUCACUCCACUCAUGCUGGUGUCCAGCACUAUCCUGGUGGUUAAGAUCCGAAAGAACACGUGGGCGUCCCGGUCCUCGAAGCUCUACCGAGUCAUCCCAGCCACCAUUGUCACAUUCCUCGUCUUCGCCAUGCCCAUGAGGCUCCUCUACCUGCUCUACUACGAGUACUGGUCCACGCUCGGGAACAUGCACCACAUUUCUCUUCUCUUUUCCACCAUCAAUAGCAGUGCCAACCCUUUCAUUUACUUCUUUGUGGGCAGCAGUAGGAAGAAACGGUUCAAGGAGUCCUUAAAAGUGGUUCUGACCAGGGCUUUCAAAGAUGAAAUGCAAUCCAGGCGCCAGGAAGACAAUGGCAAUACCAUCACGAUUGAGACUGUUGUCUGAGGACACGGAGGGAAACAGUGGACAUAAAUGGUGGGGCACAGAUGAUCUGUAGUGUGUGCUUGGAGCAUGACUUAAGGGUCUCCUAAAUAUCAUACAGAAGGACACCCCACCCCAUAUGCAUGAGAUACUAAUCAACGAUGAGAUUGUUCUCCUGCACUGCGUCUUCUGGAAAUGCCUAAACAUAUGUUGGACCUCUGUCGUUUCUGUACCUAUCACAAACACUCCUGUUCUUUCUCAGCUCUUCUGGCAGCAUUUGAACCAUAAACAUGACCAUGGUUCCUACCAUGAACCAUGACAGUUACUCUAGCAGGAAGGUUUGCAGAGGUGUACAGGGAAGGUAGUGAAAGUAUUUCUUGGAACUUGAAGAGACAGAGCUGUGUACCAAGAGCAGCAUGGGUUUGGAAGUCAGGUCAACUCUGUCAUUUGCUGCCUGUGUGACAUCAGGCAAGUGACUUAACUUCUCAGCACCUCAUUUCCUCACUUAUAAAAUGUUUGAUUGCAAUAGUCCAUUCCUGCCGGGCUUGUGGCAAGGAUGAAAAGGGAAGCUAAGGUGUGUGUAGCUCUGGGCACAUUGUCGACAUUCAGUGACCAUCAGCCUCGCCUCACUCCUUUAAGUGGAAGAAGAAACACAUAUUUCUGUUUUGUAAAGCACACACACAUGAACACACACACAGCUCUAUCACGUACAAAUAUUGUUACAUGUUUUUAAAUAUUGAAUGUAUGUGUACAGAAGUCUUUCUCCCUGCAGAGUGAAAGCAUUUCACCACGCCUCUAUUGAAAAUAUCUGCAGUGUUAUACCACCCAGCCGCAUGUUAGGGCACUAUUUCAGGUCGCAAAGAAACACGUUGGGCCUCCAGUUUCUCAUGGCUUCCCUGCCCUCUGUGGGAAAGCUUGAUGCAAUGAGAGUCUGCUUUGAAAUCCUUUGUUUGAUAGAAGUUGUCAUGAAUGGAACUUAAUUCAUGAGUUGGUGAGGGUGAUAGUAUUUUGGGGGGCCCCCACCCCCAUAAACAUAUGUGGUAGGUUAUUGAUGGCCACACAUCCUCACCUGCAGCCAGGUAUAGGCUUCUGCCACCCCCAACCCCCGGCCUCCCCCACCCCAGCAUUUCUUUGGGUCAUUCCUGGGAGGAGGCUCGGCAGGAGGGGCUGAUGGCCACAUCCUGAAGGGAGCCGAACGUUCUUCCCAAAAUGGAUCUUUGAGGAUGUCCUCAGGAGCUUAGUGGUCUGCUGCUUGCCUGCCAGGACUUCAGGCAGCACGUCCUAGGUUUGAGCUGGGAAGCCUGUCGUGGCUACAUCGCCCUGUUUAAUUCCCUUCUGCCCUUUCCAGAUGCCCCAUGACCAGCUUGUUCAUGCCCAUAAAAGGGCCCCUUAGUGUUUAUUCUAACUGUCUCCA